This is a messenger RNA of Scaptodrosophila lebanonensis, 3954 nucleotides long. RefSeq names its product KAT8 regulatory NSL complex subunit 3 (gene Rcd1). Lineage: Eukaryota; Metazoa; Arthropoda; Insecta; Diptera; Drosophilidae. Gene Ontology annotation, biological process: positive regulation of transcription by RNA polymerase II. The record is from RefSeq and is a predicted model, not a curated record. The transcript has 8 exons. Gene Ontology annotation, cellular component: NSL complex. The coding region runs from base 220 to 3753 and encodes 1177 amino acids.
CCAUUUGAAAGCAAUAAAACACGGUGGAAACAUUCACGAAAUAUAGAAAACUUUUUUAUAGUUUACGUAGUGUUAUUAUCUUCACAAAGCCUGCCCUAUAAAACCAAAGGCCAGAGUAUUUAGCAUACGGUUAAAAACUACGGCGUAGAAGAAGAAGAAACUAGCAGGGAGUACAUACAUAUUUACAUACACACUGCACACAAAAAAUUGCAAUACAAAAUGUUGCCUGCCAAAUCGUCGCAGAAUAAAAGCGGUGCAACUGUACGAUGUGUUGGUACUGCUGAGAAACGGCCAAAGUCCUCUUCAAUAAUUACAUACAGUCCCAGUAAAUUUUUGGUGCAAGGCAGCAGCGUUAGUGUCGGCAGCGGUUCUUACACAAAAAAACCAACAACACCCACACAUCACAACACCAACACACACUCAAUACAGAAUAGACAAAUUACAAAAUCAGCAAUAGUCAACACAAAUAAAUUAUCGACGGCAAAGGCGAGCACAACAACUUCAUCGUAUUAUGUGGUCAAAGCGGGAUCAUUGGGCUCCGCAGCCACAGUGUCGGCGGCGACUGCAGCUACGGUACCAACCUCGCCCUCGUCAUCGCCGACUUCCAAAAUGCAGCUGCAUGCUAAACCUUCAGCGUCUGCAGUAGGGGCUUCCGCUACCCCAACAACAACUUCUCCAACAGAAAGUUCAAGCACCAUUUCUGUUCCCGGCGACACUUUUAUUAGCGAUAAAAUGGAACAUAGUUACUUGCGCGAUUCAGCUCGGACGGAUAUAAACAACAGUGGUUUGGCGCCUGCUCGCACCAUUUUAGUGCGUCAUCCGCCGCAGUGUCCUUCGUGUCACACAUAUCCUAUGCAAGAAGAAUCCCAUGAGGCGCAACAGGCACAUGUGCCGCCCUAUGAUGAAAUUGCUGCUAAGGAGAUGAUGAACGAGUGCGCCCAUAUUGCUAAAUAUGUGAAAAACAAUAAUUCUGAAGAACAAGAUUGGGAGGCGCGUAUUAAUCAAAUCGGUUGGACUGCCGUGCAAAAGUCACUCUUUGAAAAGGUUGCUCGAAUUCUGGAUCAGGAUCAAUUGGCACGCCUUGCUAAUGAGAAACGUCAACACGAGGCCAUUCAUCGUCGUGUCACGGUGGAUAAGUCCAGUUCUCGUAUGCGCCGCGCUCUCGCUAGCAUUGCAUGGGAGCCACGUACCACACAGUGGUUGCACGCGCUGCUCAUGGAGAAUCUGCCUCCAACAUAUAUGGCCUCAUAUUUGGACAUCAUGCAAACCUUGAAGACCAAGUUGCCCACGCUUACUGAUAAAAUGCUCUUUAGCCGACCACUCAACAAUAGCCAAGAGCUGUUGGCACCGGUAAUGAAAAAGAAAUGGGAUCCAGUUAUAAUGCCCAAGUCGCGUCAUCUGCCACACAAUGCCAUUAUGGUAGUGUUGCCCAGUAUGCCCACCACCACCCAAGUGCCGGAGCGCAUGCAAAGGUGGUAUAAGGCUUUGGCUAAUAUAACACAGGUCGUGCAAAUUACACUUCCCAACUCGAAUGAUCGCAUUGGACGCCAGAAUUUGGAUCAAGUGGCAGAGACAAUAGUAUCGCUAACGCGCGUGCGUAUUCACGAGCUGCGCACGGAGAAUCCGAAUCGGGGCAUCAUUCUGAUCGGUUUCAAUGCUGGCGCAGCUCUGGCCCUUCAGGUGGCCAUGUCAGAGAGUGUGGCGUGUGUAAUCUGCAUGGGGUUUGCCUAUAAUACCCUUCGUGGCCCACGAGGUGCACCUGAUGAUCGUUUGCUGGAUAUAAAGGCACCCAUUCUGUUUAUAAUCGGUCAAAAUUCGGCUCGCAGUAGCCAAGAGGAAAUGGAAAUGCUACGCGAGCGUAUGCAGUCGGAAUCUACCUUGGUUGUCGUGGGAAGUGCUGACGAUGCUUUGCGAGUACCAAAAAGCAAGCGGCGCAUUGAAGGCGUUACGCAAGCUAUGGUGGAUGCCAUGGUAGUGGAUGAACUAUUCGACUUUGUGAACAAAACUCUCAGCAAUCCACCAGGUCCUCGAAUGCCCAUCUCAUUAAUGACUCCAGCGGCCGCAUAUUAUAAACAGAAAACUGUUCAAGCGGAUGGAAAUGCCAACAAAACGUUGGGUCAGUCCCGCAAAAGAAAGAACGAUGGUACCCUCGAAGAUAUCAACACGUCAGCCAAAAUCAAGCAUGUUCCACACAAAUCACGUGCACCCAGAGUUUCCAAGCCAAAGGCACCCCGACUCAUUGAUCCAUUUGCGGUUAAAAGAAAGGUCUUUCCCUCCACAGUUGGGCGGCCACGCACCCGGCCUUUGCCCAACAUUGUGCCAGGUGGCAAGGGCGGAAUUACAGCGACAGGCAAACAAGCACAUUCCAAUGAGGAUCUUAACAUGUCGAUGGAGUCCAUACUGGAUGAAAACUUGGACUAUGAAGACGUAACAAUGGGCGACGCCGCGAAAGGCAACGUUUCGAUGUCUAAGCCCAUACCCAGCAACACAGUCGGAGUCGCCCCCUCGUCUGCUAGCACGACAACCCCAAAGAAUACAGUGCCACUAGCGGCAGGCACCAAAAUUAAGAUGAUAUCAUCUAACCAGUUUGUGCAGCUAAAGUCUAUGCCAACGCAGAACAAGCUUAUCAACUAUACCAUCAAUAAGGGAUCUGCCGUCACCACAGGAAAUAGCAUUGGAAGUAUUGUCAAGACCUUGCCAUCAUCCGCCAGUGGGCAACAGAUUUUUACACUGAAAACACCCAUAGGCCAGACAACUCACUUUGUUACUGCGGCCUCACCGGCGGCUCAACAAAAAUACACGGUGGUUAAGAACCCCAAUGGCACCACCACAUUGCAACUGACCAAGAAUGUGCCAGCAACGACGGCAGUUGCCAACGCAGUAUCCAGCGGAAUGGACUUGUCUAACAUCAUUGAUAUGCCCAUUGUUUUUGCUGACAAUGAUGGUAACAUAGCCGAGCAACAGGAACAACAGCCCCCAGUGACCAAGAGUGCUUCCACCAACAAUGUGGGCCAACUCAUAAUUAGCCAGAAGAUCAUCAAGGAGGGUAAUCAACCAACGUCAACUGGCACAUUGACCAAGACAGCGCCCACUAGUAUUGUAAGCACCGCCAAAGGCAGCACCAUAAUGCUGAAUAAAGGUCUGCAGCAGCUUUUCAGUGGCAACACCACCAGUGGCGGUGGCAACAAAGUCGUCUAUCUCAAUCGUAGUUCGAUCAAGCCUAUGGGUGGCGUAGUUACGGCACGACUGCCUAGUGGCGCUACAAGUGCAGGCACAUUACAGCCAUACACGAAGAUUUUGUUGAGCAGCCCCAAAGGGAGUACCGCAGUUGGAGCCACCGGCACUCCACCAGGCACACUGCGGCACACAGGCAGCGUCAGUCUGGGCAACAAGAGUUAUCCGCAAUUUCAAGUAAUCAACAGUGUAACUGGAACUCCGUCGAUCUCUGGGGAUGGCAAGCAACAAAUUCGAAAUAUAUAUUUCAAAUCGGCCACGGGACUGAAGCAGGUGCCCGUGCAAAUGCUGGCCAAUCGAACAGCGGGCACCACUGUGACCACUGCUAGUGUCGGCGGCUCAGGCGGCACCUUGCGCCGCGUAGUGAAUAUUGGAGCGGUUACAACAAAAGCAGUUACGGGAGGCACUCAAGUACAAACACAACCGGAGAGCCAGCCAAAGGUCAUCAAGCUGCAGGCAACGACGACGACAACGGCUACGGUGACACCCACGACAACAACAAAGAGCACGGAGGCAUAAAAAAUUGGCCACAAAUUAGAUUUGUGGUUAACUUUCUCACAAGCACACUCAGUUUUAUUAGAUAUAAGUCAAUUUAUAAGCGUAGCCCGAAACUGUUUUAACCGUUUGUAUGUGCGUACAUUCAUGUAAUAUACGAGGUCAGUGCGAUCUGUUUCAAGCCUAACAAUAAUAUAAAUAUUAAAAAAAAAAACAGUUUGUUCU